This is a messenger RNA of Diaporthe batatas, 4811 nucleotides long. RefSeq names its product 18S rRNA pseudouridine methyltransferase. The record is from RefSeq and is a predicted model, not a curated record. Lineage: Eukaryota; Fungi; Ascomycota; Sordariomycetes; Diaporthales; Diaporthaceae. Gene Ontology annotation, molecular function: rRNA (pseudouridine) methyltransferase activity; rRNA binding. The transcript has 3 exons. Gene Ontology annotation, biological process: rRNA base methylation. Gene Ontology annotation, cellular component: nucleolus; small-subunit processome. Bases 3296 to 4084 code for a protein of 262 amino acids.
AUUUCACCCAUCCAAGACGCGACAAGAUGACAAGUCGCACCCCUGCUGCGGGAUUUGUUAUCCAAACUGCCCUCCAGACCAACAGAUCUGUCUGUCAUCCAUGCACCUUGGGGAUUGACGUCGCGCAACCGCUCCGGAUGACUGUUGAUCGUCUUGUUGCCCGCUCAUCACACACCUUGGGAUGAGGCUCCGAGUAUGUACAGCCUGACCCGAGUGAAGAUUCCAGAGCCCUGCGUCGGGACUCGGCCACUUUCAAGGUUUGAAGACUCUCUCCAGGCUGGCAGGCUGACUCGAGGCCGCUGUCCCUGGGGCCUUGCACCCCCAGCCCGCAGGCUCAGAGGCCGGCGAGUUACACCAUCUAGCUGAUCGUGGCCGGCCGAAACGGCUUCUGUCAGAGAAGUUGCGACCCCACGCUACACGGCUGCCCUUUCUUUCCCUCUCCCACACUCCCGACUCUCCCACCCUUCCACCUUCCUGCCUUCCCACCAGCCUGCCAGCGUCAUCCUGCUAAUCCCGCCCCUGGUCUUCCCUGUCGUGCAUGUGCAUGUGUCCUCCGCAGAAUCCUCCGCAGAAUCCAGUCAUGUCAUCGGCCACCGCCACAGCGCCCGUCUCAACUGCUGCACCCAUGAUGCCGGGCCGUCAUCCCUUUUCUCUCCUUCAUGCCCGCAACACGACGUGAGGCUGCCAAGUGCAGGCUGGAGCUCUCGAUUCGGAUGAAGCACUCAGGUCUGAACGUCGGUCGCAUCUGGCAUCACGCCCAGCCUCUGGGAAAUGCAAGCCAAUUUCAAAUAAGCAUGCCCACUCGGCUUGGGUGUUUGCUCGGCCUCUUCGAGGCUGCCGCCUGUGCUAUGUGGUACCCUCCGUAGUAUCCACAGGCAGUCCCCACCGCCCGCCUUUUCGCCCCCAGGGCCAAGGGGUUCCAAGACGCGAUUCAUACCCGCCGCCUACGCGGUGUAGAAUCGAGAGCCCCGGCUGCCCGCCCGGCUGCCCGGGUUGCAAAACGACACUCACGACGGAAACACCAAAUCAGUAUCGCAGCACAUGGCCCCCCGCCCUACUGUGCCACAGGCUGCAGCCCCUACCACGGAGCCCGCCCGCACGCAUGCUCGCUGCCACGCGCCGUCCCCAGCCCGGCUGCCCAAAACAACGCCAUGGUUUCGUCUUGGCGAAACGCCCGGGUCGAAGGGGUGCCACGCGCCCGCAAUUUGCAAAUUGCACGGCGCACGCCUUCGGCCUUGACAGUACCGCCGUCCGCGUGAGAGGCUAGGACGCUUUGGUCUGAUGAGCCGCUCCUGCCUCCCUGUUUCUUGGAAGGAUCCCCAUCGCCGACAUGUCUUGGAUGGGAUCCGUAGUGUCAGGCUCUGAAGCCCGCCCAGAGGGUAUAAAGUUAUCAGUUAACCAAGGUAUAUCAUCACCGCACGGCACCUGCGCGCGCUUGUGAAUCCCUAGGCGCGGGCUCAACGUCCGAAACGUUCAAACAGACGAGACAGCACAAAGUUGGGACGGGAUGGCAGCUGUCAGCGACCUGCUCGUCACGGGGUCCUUGGGCAGGGCAAUGCGACUGGCAUGUUGCAGAUGCGUGCCUGAGAAAUGCCGAAGACAAGGCUGGUCUCGGUGCCUCUGCCUCGUCUGGCCAGGCUUGGCCACCUGGGCAGGCUGUCUACUAGUCGGCCAAUAUUCUCUCGACUCGGACUCACAAGGCCUGCAACCUACGUGCUUGCCGUCGGGCUGAACCACGGCUACGACAAGGCUGCAAAAGCUUAAACGGGGUGGGAGGGGCAAGAGGGGGCCGGGGGUCCCAUACCCAGCCACGGCAACAAGAAACUCCGUCUGAACAACGGCUCUGGGCCGCGGAUUGGUCGUCGCCAAGAUGCGACGAGAACGAAACGUCGAUCAAAACAGCAGAGCAGGGCUGGCCCGUCCGAGCUGACCUCACCUGCACCCCAAAACAAGGCCAGGCUGCGCUGACUAUUCUCAUGCUGCGCCGCGCACGUACAAACGCCUUAGUUAAUUAUUAUUAUCGCUAUACCAACUGCCAUACCACUUAUUCGACUACGACAGAGGCCAGUCAGGGCCCAGACGGAUCUGACUGAUCAAACGGGCCUGAGUACAAGACGGUGGGGUCCCCGGAUGAUAGCAUCAAGGGCGUUAUUAUCGAGGUGGGUCCUCAGCCUUCCCCUCCGAGUCGCUGUCUGUCUCCAUCUCCCCGUCUCUCCAAUCCGCUCGCACCUCUGGCUGCGUUGGAGGUCGGCCACCCGGCCUGCCCACCGUAGCCAGUCAGCGCCUAAGUCAGCCAGUCAAUAUCAGUGAUCACUUCUGCCCAGUCGGGCCACCUGCGCUGUGGGUCCUGCGCCGCGCCGGCGCCGGACGACGUCGGUUUCGGAUGGCCUGUAUCAUCGCCCUUCUUGAUGUUGCAACAUCGCUGAUGAGAUCUUGGCCUACGACCUCUCCCAAUCCUGUGCCACGUCCAUGCUGUGCCAUGCUGUGAUGGCCUACCAGCACGUCCGGAGUACGAUGGGCGGGACAAGGUCACCAGAUGGAUGGACCGGAGUUGGCCCCGAGUAGAAAGAAGCCGCCGAGCCGUCGUGCCCACCGCCAAUCCCGAGUCAGAUGCACUGCAGGAAGGGCAAUAGGCCGAUGGGACGGACUCGUGGCGCCCGGCCUGGACCAAGAUAGCCGCACACUAGCAAACCUACCAGACGGAGAGUUGCGGGAUGAAAGGGCCUGACCGUGUGUGCCUGCAGGCGAGCGCAAAUAUGACCCGGAGGAUCCGGGGAAUUUAUGCCCGGCAGGUGCAGGUGUACGCGCAGAACUGGACUCGGGCGCCGGGUCGGCUGGGCAGCCUACCCUGAUAAACGCCCAGGUGUGUGGUACUUUAGUAACUGGGCUUGGCUGGUCUGCUAUCUAAUGGUCCAGUCCAACCCAAGCGCGCUCGCCUAACCGUCAGCUAGCUGCAGACUCCGAAUGGUCGGCGGUCUUUGUUCCCCGAGUCAUCGACCGACUCGGGGACUGCUCCGAGCCGUGUCAGGCUGUCAGCCCAGCGAAAAAUAAUCCAACUCCGGGUCUAGCGGCUGCCUUUCGCUCUCAUCUCCCCCGCUUUGGCCCGCCCUUGCUGAAAGCUUGACUCCUCACCGUUAGUUUUAACCUUCAUCCCUUCGACCACUGCGGACGUGUGCCUUUUAAACCACCCUCACCCUCCCGCCCAGUUCCCGUUGCGAUUGAGAUUGUGACACCACCAAGCCAGCUCCUGUCAGCCAAUCGCCAAUCGCCCACCUCUUGUCACAUCUCGCCCGCCAUGUCUUCCUCCCCGCCGCCGAACCGACGUGCUAAGCGUCCUCGAACCCAAUCGCUCCCUCCACCCGAGCUGCCUCAGCUGGUCGCCGAGCAGCAUGUCGCCAUCCCGCCCACCGACAAGGACUCGAAGCGCCUGAUUGUCGUCCUGUCGCACGCGUCGCUUGAGACUUACAAGUCGUCACACUCGCGGCCCGGCCACAUGGGCGUCCAGCGCGAGGAGAAGUACUCCCUUCUCAACAGCGACGAGCACAUUGGCAUCAUGCGCAAGAUGAACCGCGACAUUUCCGAAGCAAGACCCGACAUCACCCACCAGUGUCUGCUCACCCUGCUUGACUCCCCAAUCAACAAGGCGGGCAGGCUGCAAAUCUACAUAUCUACCGCCAAGGGCGUCCUGAUCGAGGUGUCGCCUUCGGUCCGCAUUCCUCGUACUUUCAAACGGUUCGCCGGCCUCAUGGUCCAGCUGCUGCACCGCCUGUCCAUCAGGUCGACCAACUCGCAGGAGAAACUCCUCCGCGUCAUCAACAACCCCAUCACCGAGCACCUGCCCCCCAAGUGCCGCAAGGUCACCCUCAGUUUCGAUGCCCCCGUCACACAUGUCAGGAGCUACAUCGACGGGCUCGACUCGGACGAGAGCAUCUGCGUCUUUGUCGGCGCCAUGGCCAAGGGCCCUGACAACUUCGCCGACGCAUACGUCGACGAGAAGAUCUCCAUCAGCAACUUCAGCCUGUCCGCCAGCGUGGCCUGCAGCAAGUUUUGUCAUGCCGCCGAGGACGCCUGGGACGUACUCUGAACACCACUCCUGCGCCUGAGUCCCGCGGCUGUGGGUCGGGCCCGGGAGUGGGGAGGUUCUGAGGGGAGAGGAGGGCCUGGGAGGCAGGGAAAGGGCUGCCCCUCCGCGCUAGCUAUCACAACAUGGCGAUGACGGCGGGGCACGCGCCUCGUAACUUGGGUCGUCUGUGUUUUACACUGUCGCUGUUUUUACAACCAAAACAAGUGCGUUCAACACCGGAUCCAGGAGCAUUCUCCAAUGCUUGUCUAGACCACUUCAACUUGGUCAGGCGGUUUCCCCCUGUUUUCUAUUGUGGUAUUCCCCUGCUGGGCUGGCCCUUGGUCACAAAAGGUACAGUACUGCCUGAAAAGGCCCUGAGCAGGUCUCCCGGUCAAGUGCCUGGCGACGACGUGGCUCACAAUGACAUCCCACCGAGGGGUUUGCAAGCUAGCGGGCUCUGGGUUGGACAAAGGCUGGGCUGGGCCGCCUGGUGAAUGCACGCCGCAGCAGGCCGAGCCGGACAGGGAAGCAGCCCCAACGCCGGCCGCGCGGCUGAUGGAUGGCAGCUCGAGGUGAUGUUGACGUACAGGGGAGGGUUGGGGUGGGUGUGGCCAGACAAGAUCAAGACAAGCAAGAAUACCAUAAGCCGGCGAUGAGCCAGGCAUUGUGACAGAGUUUGGGCGCCUUGUAGUUCCGGCUCGCGAGCGGUGACCAGCAAGACGGCGUGACACGAGAGACACGAGGUACG